Molecule: messenger RNA, 1447 nt
Organism: Dromaius novaehollandiae (emu)
Lineage: Eukaryota; Metazoa; Chordata; Aves; Casuariiformes; Dromaiidae
Gene: TIMP4
Product: TIMP metallopeptidase inhibitor 4
Exons: 5
Coding region: 217-882 (221 amino acids)
Biological process (GO): response to cytokine; negative regulation of membrane protein ectodomain proteolysis; negative regulation of endopeptidase activity
Cellular component (GO): extracellular matrix
Molecular function (GO): protease binding; metalloendopeptidase inhibitor activity
Source: RefSeq, a predicted model, not a curated record
CAUAAAUAAGAGGGUCUUAUGUCAGGGAAAUUAGAAGUCAGUUAACAUAAGCCUAUACUCAGACCGAGCAUUAGAGGGCUUUCCUAAACCAUCUAAGUCUGCUGAAAUUGAGCCACGCACAGAAGAAAUCAGAGAGUUAUCUGGAAGUUUAGUUACAAAAGCCACAGUAAGAAAGCGUUUUCUCCUGGCUGACGGGCGAGCCGCGCUCGAGGCAGCAUGAAGCCCGCGCUCGGCACCUUGCUGUUCCCAGCGCUUCUGCUCCUGAGCCCCCGAACGCGGGAGCUGGCGGAGGCGUGCAGCUGUGCCCCUGCCCACCCGCAGCAGCUCAUCUGCGAUUCUGCCCUAGUGAUUCGUGCAAAAAUAUCCAGCGAAAAAGUGGUUCCUGCCAGUGAUGAUCCUCUUGAUACCCACAAAAUGAUCCGGUAUGAAAUCAAACAAAUAAAGAUGUUUAAAGGAUUCGAAAAACUGAAGGACGUUCAAUAUGUCUAUACUCCUUUUGAUUCAUCACUCUGUGGAGUGAAACUAGAAGCUAACAACAAAAAACAGUAUCUUUUGACAGGCCAAAUUUUAAGUGAUGGUAAAGUCCUUAUCCAUUUAUGCAACUACAUUGAACCAUGGGAUGAUUUAUCCUUGUCUCAAAAGAAGAGUCUUAAUCAGAGAUAUCAAAUGGGCUGUGGCUGCAAAAUCACUACCUGCUACAUGGUGCCCUGCUCAAUCACCACACCAAAUGAGUGCCUCUGGACAGACUGGCUGAUAGAAAGAAAGCUAUACGGGCACCAAGCCAAGCAUUAUGCCUGCAUCAAGCGAAGCGAUGGCACUUGCAGCUGGUACCGAGGUGGCCCACCCCCAGAGAAAGAGUUUAUUGAUAUCAGCGAACCUUAAAAUUAUCACUUCCUAAAAAGCCUCGGAGUCUAAUUCCAUCAAGCAUUGCACGCUCACAGCUUUGAACUGCCAUCGUCUAAUGUAUCUGUUGCUUAGAAACAAAAACAAAUUGUCCUGUACAGCUAAAGUACAGAGUUGUGGAAUUGGCACUCAGGCAAGAAGAGGAACAAAUCUCCUGGAGGUAGCUACUCUGUAAAGUUACGCUCUGUAUAGAGAGGCUCACGCUGAGAAUGUUCCUCUGUGUUCCUCACGGCAAAACAACUUUCCUUCUUACCAAUAGGAAUGUAAGAGAACAAAAGAAUUGUCAGAAUUUUGUCCCCUAUUUCAGUUACCCUGCAGAUUAAGAGAGCCCCAUGUUUUAUUCCACAUCUUUCUGAUGAAAGAAAUGUUUCAUAGAACUAUUUUUUCUGUAUGAAAGUCUUCUGAUAUGAAAGAAUUAUUGUACAGUGUAUAUGUAAAGUAUUAUAACAAUGUGCUAUAAAAGAAGAUUCAAAGAUCCAUGUUUUUUUCCUUAUCUGUUGAAACAUGCUAAACACUUUUGUGAUUAAAAAAAGAACAAAAACUA